UUUUCCCCGGAUCCGCCAUUUCAUUUUUAGAAGUUCCUUGUAACAAGUUAGCUACUGUAUUAUUCAAAAUAGCAUUUUCAAGCAUUGUUUUGACUGUGAUAAUUACAAUAGAAUUUAAAUUCAAAGAAUUGUCGCGCGUGGUACGACGGUCCUUUUACGUAGUAAUAUAAAUAAACGGGCCGGCGAGUUGCAAAUGUCUCCUUUUUCCAAACGUGUUCUACGCGCUAAAGUUUUUGUAUGAGUUGAACGUUGGUUGGGGAUAAGAGGAGGCAAAGGAAAGGCCUGUGAAGCAUCGGCGUAGGAGUGAGUCAUGGCUGGACAUUUUGAUGCAGAGGACCGUGCAAGUUGGUACUGGGGAAGACUCAGUAGGCAGGAGGCUGUUUCUCUCUUGCAAGGACAGAGGCACGGGGUGUUUCUGGUCCGAGACUCGAUCACUAGCCCCGGCGACUAUGUGCUAUCCGUUUCAGAAAAUUCUAAAGUCUCGCAUUACAUAAUCAACAGCAUCAGCAACAACCGCCAGUCUGGUUCAGGUUUGGCUGCUCCAAGGUUCCGUAUUGGGGACCAGGAGUUUGAGGCCCUCCCCGCCCUGCUUGAGUUCUAUAAGAUCCAUUACCUGGACACCACUACGCUGAUUGAACCAAUCAUCAGGUCCAAACAUCUCUCCCUGGUUAGCGGCCCUCCUCCUCGGCUAGAGGAUGAGUUUGUCCGAGCGCUCUUUGACUUCCCCGGGAACGAUGAUGAGGACCUCCCUUUCCGGAAGGGUGAAGUGCUGCGUGUGCUGGAGAAGCCUGAGGAGCAGUGGUGGAAUGCCCAAAACGGAGAGGGCCGAGCUGGCAUGAUCCCUGUACCCUACGUGGAGAAGUACCGGCCGGCCUCCCCCACCUCGACAGCAGGGGCAUUAACAGGGGGCUCUAGUGUGGCAGGAGGGUCUAUAGGAAACACAGACAACCCUGGUACCCCCCAGCCUGGCCUUCCAUUGUUGGGGGACCCCAGCCAGUACGCCCAGCCCACAUCCCUACCAAACCUUCAGAACGGCCCAGUCUACGCCAGGGCUAUUCAGAAGAGAGUGCCCAAUGCAUAUGACAAGACUGCCUUGGCCUUGGAGGUGGGAGAUAUGGUUAAGGUAACCAAGAUCAAUGUAAACGGCCAGUGGGAGGGGGAGUGUAAAGGCAAGCGUGGUCACUUCCCCUUCACACAUGUCAAGCUGCUGGACCAACACCACCCAGAAGAGGAGCUUAGCUGAGACUGACUCCUUUCCUCCCUCACCUCUCCAAGUUACACACCCUUACUCCACCUAGAGACACGCUCCUCCAUCAAUAAGACCCCUCCUUCUCAUGACGUCGCAGCACCACACCUUUGGUUCCCAUUUACCUUCUAAGAGCCUCAUCAUCAUUAGCACUGUCACUCAAUUCACAUGUAUUUACACAACUUUAGUUUCUUGGUUAGCUCCCUUAGAGAAGUACAAAUACACACUGACAAUAAUCUGCUGCUUGUGAUUGGCUGGUAGAAAACAGCUUUGACCAGAAGAGGAAACUGGUUUAAAGGGAGAGAUGGGGGGGACAGGAUUGUAAUCAGAGAUGUGCUAAGGUGAAGUUUACCUAAGGCGUGGGUCCAGGAUCAGACCGUCUUCCUUAAAUCCUAACCUGAGUGAAAAGUCAUAGCUGCCUCCAGGUCAGCCGCUAGACACUGUUGUACUGUCAAGGAGAGGAGAUACACUACAUGGAAAUAAACUCUUAAAACAUAUUCACUACAACCUGGACCAAGUACACAUAGUCUUUUGUAAGAAAUAGAACAUGUUGUUAUGAAAUUAUGUAUUAAUAUGACUACCAUAACAUGCUAAAAGGUUUUUACUCUUUGUGGCACAUUCUUGUUUUUUUAUUUUUUUGUCUUUUGGGAAAUGGCAGACAACCUCUACUAGGCUCCAUCUCUUCACUGGUGCCUGGCCAUGAAUGUACCUCUACUGCAAAUUGAUCUCUGUGAUCUUUCAGUAUUUCAUCUGUUUUCUGGAAGUACUUUACCUUUUAAUAAGAAUUGUAGGAAAUGCAUUGUGAAGUAAGAUC
Messenger RNA from Osmerus eperlanus (European smelt), 2060 nucleotides. RefSeq names its product v-crk avian sarcoma virus CT10 oncogene homolog (gene crk). Bases 311 to 1243 code for a protein of 310 amino acids. The record is from RefSeq and is a predicted model, not a curated record. Gene Ontology annotation, molecular function: signaling adaptor activity; receptor tyrosine kinase binding. NCBI's taxonomy places the organism in Eukaryota, Metazoa, Chordata, Actinopteri, Osmeriformes, Osmeridae. Gene Ontology annotation, biological process: cell migration; signal transduction. The transcript has 3 exons.